UCCUUUCCGGAGUCUCUCGCCCUGCACACCCGCCAGGGCCCCGGUCCCCCUCUCGGCCUCUCUGUGGCAGCCUCGGGCCCCGCCUUCCCCUCAAGUGUUUCCGAGACUCCCGCCCCCAGGCGGGCGGGGAAGCGGCGGAUCCGGUUUGACUUGGGCGGGUCUGGAAGGGGGGUUGGAGGACGGAAUAGAGGGCGCCCGAAGGGUUGGGUUCCGGCGGCUGCCAUGGUGGUUCCGGAGAAGGAGCAGAGCUGGAUCCCCAAGAUCUUCAAGAAGAAGAUCUGCACGACGUUCAUAGUGGACCUCACAGAUCCGGGAGGGACCUUGUGCCAGUGUGGGCGCCCGCGGAAUGUGCACCUGUCAGUGGCUGUGGAGGAUGCAUUCGGGGCAGCUGUGGUGACUGUGUGGAACAGCGAUGUGCACACCACGGAGAAGCCCACUGACGCCUUUGGGGACCUGGACUUCCUGGGCAUCAGCCGCAAGUCCAGCAAUUUUCUCCGGCUCUCUGACCGCACGGAUCCAGCUACAGUUUAUAAUCUGGUCACACGCACGUGGGGCUUCCAUGCCCCGAACCUGGUGGUGUCAGUGCUGGGGGGGUCAGGGGGCCCCGUCCUUCAGACCUGGCUGCAGGACCUGCUUCGACGCGGGCUGGUGCGGGCCGCCCAGAGCACAGGGGCCUGGAUUGUCUCCGGCGGGCUGCACAUGGGCAUUGGCCGGCAUGUUGGUGUAGCUGUGCGGGACCACCAGAUGGCCAGCACUGGGGGCACCAAGGUGGUGGCCAUAGGCGUGGCCCCCUGGGGUGUGGUCCGGAAUAGAGACACCCUCAUCAACCCCAAGGGCUCGUUCCCUGCGAGGUACCAGUGGCACGAUGACACCGAGGAUGGGGUCCAGUUUCCCCUCGACUGCAACUACUCAGGCUUCCUGCUGGUGGACGAUGGCAGGCACGGCUGCGUGGGCGGUGAGGACCGCUUCCGCCUGCGCUUCGAGUCCUACGUCUCACAGCAGAAGACCGGCGUGGGAGGGACUGGAAUUGACAUCCCUGUCCUCCUCCUCCUGAUCAGUGGUGAUGAGGAGAUGCUGAAGAGGGUAGAGGAUGCCACCCAGGCUAAGCUCCCCUGCCUCCUGGUGGCUGGCUCUGGGGGAGCUGCAGACUGCCUGGUAGAGACUUUGGAAGACACUCUGGCCUCAGGGAGUGGGGGAGCCAGGCGAGGUGAAGCCCAAGAUUGGAUUAGGCGUUUCUUCCCCAAAGGGGACCCUGAGGUUCUACAGGCCCAGGUGGAGAGGAUUAUGACCCGGAAGGAGCUGCUGACAGUCUAUUCAUCUGAGGAUGGCUUUGAAGAAUUUGAGACCAUUGUUUUGAGGGCCCUUGUGAAGGCCUGUAGGAGCUCUGAGGCCUCAGCUUACCUGGAUGAGCUGCGUUUGGCUGUGGCUUGGAACCGCGUGGACAUUGCCCAGAGUGAACUCUUCCGGGGGGACAUCCAAUGGCGGUCCUUCCACCUGGAGGCCUCCCUCAUGGACGCCCUACUGAAUGACCGCCCCGAGUUCGUGCGCUUGUUCAUCUCUCAUGGACUCCACCUGGGCCACUUCCUGACCCCGACGCGCCUGGCCCAGCUCUACAGCGCGGCGACCCCCAACUCACUCAUCCGCAGCCUUCUGGACCAGGCGUCCCACUGCGCAGGCACCAAAGCUCCGGCCCUGAAAGAGGAGACCGCAGAGCCCCAGCCCCCUGACGUGGGGCAUGUGCUCAGAAUGCUGCUGGGGGAUAUUUACGCGCCGAAGUACCCCGGCAGGGGCGCCUCGAACUCCAGUCCAGGCCAGAGCGGCAGGGAGUGCGUGUCUCUGCUGUCGGACAGGGGCCCCUUGGAAUUCUCGCUAGAUGCCGGCCUUGGGCACUCGCCCUGGAGUGACCUGCUCGUUUGGGCACUGCUGCUGAACAGAGCCCAGAUGGCCAUGUACUUCUGGGAGAUGGGCCCCAGUGCUGUAGCCUCAGCUCUCGGGGCCUGUUUGCUGCUCCGAGUGCUGGCGCGCCUGGAGUCUGAGGCUGACGAGGCAGCAAGGAGGAAAGACCUGGCGGCCAAGUUUGAGGGGAUGGGCGUUGACCUCUUUGGCGAGUGCUACCGCAGCAGCGAGAAGCGGGCUGCCCGUCUGCUCCUCCGAUGCUGCCCUCUUUGGGGGGAUGCCACCUGCCUCCAGCUUGCCAUGCAGGCGGAUGCCCGUGCCUUCUUUGCCCAGGAUGGGGUACAGUCUCUGCUGACACAGAAGUGGUGGGGGUCCAUGGACAGCACCACGCCCAUCUGGGCCCUGGUUCUCACCUUCUUUUGUCCCCUACUCAUCUACACCAACCUCAUCACCUUCAGGAAAGUAGAAGAGGAGUCCACAGAAGAUGACCUAGAGUUUGAUGUAAAUGAGGACAUUAAUUGGGACGGGCCUGUUGGGCCAGCAGACCCCCCUGAGAAGACUCCACAAGGGUGUUUGCCUCAGCCCAGCUAUGCAGGUUGCUGUGGGAGGUAUAUCUGGGACUGCUGCCUGUGCCGCUGGUUCCAGUUCUGGGGGGCGCCGGUGACAGCCUUCCUGGGCAACGUGAUCAGCUACCUCCUGUUCCUGCUGCUCUUCGCCCGGGUGCUGCUCAUCGACUUCCAGCCUGCACCACCGGGCACCCUGGAACUGCUGCUCUACUUCUGGGCCUUCACCCUGGUCUGCGAGGAGCUGCGCCAAGGCCUGGGCAGUGGCUGGGGCAGUCUGGCCAGCAAGGGGCCCCAGCCUGGGCCCAGCCAGGUCCCGCUGCGCCAGCGGCUGCACCUCUACCUCACCGACACCUGGAACCAAUGCGACCUGGUGGCCCUCACCUGCUUCCUCCUGGGCAUGGGCUGCAGGCUGACCCCCGGCCUGUAUGACCUGGGCCGCACCGUCCUCUGCCUCGACUUCAUGGUCUUCACGCUACGGCUGCUGCACAUCUUCACGGUCAACAAACAGCUGGGGCCCAAGAUCGUCAUCGUGAACAAGAUGAUGAAGGACGUCUUCUUCUUCCUGUUCUUCCUUGGCGUGUGGCUGGUUGCCUACGGGGUGGCCACGGAGGGGCUUCUGAGGCCCCAGGACAGUGACCUCCAGGGUAUCCUGCGCCGCGUCUUCUAUCGGCCCUACCUGCAGAUCUUCGGGCAGAUACCCCAGGAGGACAUGGACGUGACCCUCAUGGAGCGUGUCAACUGCUCGUCGGAGCAGGGCGUCUGGGCGCGUCCGCCCCGGGCCCAGGCAGGCUCCUGCGUCUCCGUAUACGCCAACUGGCUGGUGGUGCUACUCCUCAUCAUCUUUCUGCUCGUGGCCAACAUCCUGCUGCUCAAUUUGCUGAUCGCCAUGUUCAGCCACACGUUCGGCAAAGUACAGGGAAACAGCGACCUGUACUGGAAGGCGCAGCGCUACAGACUCAUCCGGGAAUUCCACUCUCGGCCCGCGCUGGCCCCACCCCUUAUCGUCAUCUCCCACGUUUGCCUCCUUAUCGAACGAUUGUACAGGCCCCAACCGGGCCCCUCGCAGUCCUCUCCGGACCUCUCGCAUUUCCAGGUCGGUCUCUCGAAGAAAUCCGAGCAGAGGCUGUUGACUUGGGAGUCGGUGCGUAAGGAGAGUUUCCUGUUGGCGCGCGCGCGGGACAAGCGGGAGAGAGAUUCCGAGCGUCUGAAGCGCACGUCGCAGAAGGUGGACACUGCGUUGAAGCUGCUGGGACAGAUCCGCGAGUACGAGCAGCGUCUGAGAGGGCUGGAGCGGGAGGUCCGGCACUGUAGCUGCGUCCUGAGCUGGGUGGCUGAAGCCCUGAGCCGCUCUGCGUUGCUGCCCCCUGGGGGGCCACCGCCCCCAGUGCCACCUGGGUCCAAAGACUGAAUCCUGCUGGCAGACCUCUAGGAGUAGCCCCCACAGGAGGGUUUUGCUCCUGGAGUCACCUCCACCUCUGCACCUGGUGAGCUUGUCUUCAAGUGGGCCCCAUGCGCGUAGACACCUGGGCUGCCGUCGGGACCACUGUGGAGAGUGUCAUCCAUAUGAACCACGACAGGCCUGGCUCCUCCCAGAACCAGCCCCACUCUGGGAGGCUCAGGCCCUGGCUGUUGCCCCUCUGAGGGCCCCGCCACAGCAGGGAGACAUGGAGGGUUCUUGGGGUUACAGGGACCACAGACUUCACUCACAUCUUCCCCACACUGGGAAAAUAA
This is a messenger RNA of Cynocephalus volans (Philippine flying lemur), 4193 nucleotides long. RefSeq names its product transient receptor potential cation channel subfamily M member 4 (gene TRPM4). Gene Ontology annotation, cellular component: plasma membrane. Bases 223 to 3870 code for a protein of 1215 amino acids. The transcript is spliced from 25 exons. Gene Ontology annotation, molecular function: ligand-gated calcium channel activity; calcium-activated cation channel activity. Gene Ontology annotation, biological process: calcium ion transmembrane transport. NCBI's taxonomy places the organism in Eukaryota, Metazoa, Chordata, Mammalia, Dermoptera, Cynocephalidae. The record is from RefSeq and is a predicted model, not a curated record.